This is a messenger RNA of Uranotaenia lowii, 3951 nucleotides long. RefSeq lists its product as uncharacterized. The record is from RefSeq and is a predicted model, not a curated record. NCBI's taxonomy places the organism in Eukaryota, Metazoa, Arthropoda, Insecta, Diptera, Culicidae. The transcript has 3 exons. Bases 1 to 3951 code for a protein of 1316 amino acids.
AUGGAACGCCUGAAACCUCACAUUAGAAGCGGCGAAAACUUGAAUCUGCUGACGAUGAUCGCAGUUGAGUGCAUGAGGCUGCUAGUGAAAUUUUACUCAAUUGUUUCACCAAUCGCAGAAAUCCGGCAAACUGAACUUAGUCUAGUAAAUGAAAGUUUUCAGAAGGAGUUAGAAAAAGAAAUUGAUAGAGAAAUUGAAAAUAUACCAGAUGUACAAAAUUACCAGGAAACGGAACAAAAUGAUAAGGGCGGAGAAAAUGAAGGAGAGGAGAUUGAACACGAAUUAGAAGAUGAGCUAGAACAGAAUGAAUACUUCACUACGAAUGAACCAAGGGAUGAAACAAUGAUUCGGUUGGCAUCUGAAAACGAAAGGCUUAAAGUAGUGGUUAGCCAACUGUUACAGCGGAUAGAAGCGUUAGAAAUGUCGAACGCACCUAGACCCAUCGAGAAAAAUUUACAUAUCAAAGAAACGAACAGUACGCGAGUUAAUACAAAGGAAACGCCAAACAUAAAAUUGCAACCGGUAAAAAGUCCGAUAAAUCAAGAUUUUUGCGAUUGGCUCAAAGAAAGGUGCAGUUCUUUGGAGAGCUUUGAGAAUAACUUCAGACCGAAAUCCACCCACGUAGACGCAGUGCAUGCGGGGGAGGAAGUUGACGUUCACGUAAAACGUGAAAGUCAUCUACCUAUCCACAAGUGGACUUUGCGCUACGACGGGAUGGAUAACGGUCGGAAAUUAAACGAAUUCCUUAAGGAAGUAGAAUUCAACGCAAGAUCUGAAGGCUAUUCCAAAGCCGAACUUUUUGCCUCCGCGCACUAUUUAUUCACACGAAAAGCACGCUCGUGGUUUAUGGAGGUCAACGAAAACAACGAGUUGCGAACGUGGGAAAAUCUUGUGCGUGAACUUAAGAAUGAAUUUUUGCCCGUUGACAUAGAUUUUCAAUAUGAAAGAAUGUUGCAUGCACGGAGACAAGGUACUCGCGAAACUUUUCAAGAUUAUUACCUGGAUAUGGUGCGAAUUUUCCGGAGCAUGUCGUAUCAGUGGGAUGACGGCCGGAAAUUUGACGCUCUCUUCCGUAACACCCGAGAUGAUUGUAAGAUCGCCAUGUUAGCUGCCAAUAUAGACACCAUACCUAAAAUGAGAGAGUUUGGUAAGAAAUUUGACGCCAUCAAUGGACAGGGUUACGUUCAAAAGAAUGAUCGAUUUCAAGGAAGACCUCCGGCUCGUGUCGAAGAACUCCAAGAAAACGACCGAUGGCGGGAUAACCGUCAACAGAAUCGUCAGAAGGAAUAUCAAAACCGCUCGUUCAAGCCAAAGUAUAAAAACGAACAAAAUAAUAGAUCAUCGGAUCAAAAGAAUGAUUCACAAAGAGUAGGAGGUGGUAAUAAUUAUUACCAGAAACCACAACAGCAGGUCUUUACGAAUCUUUGUAACAGAAAUGAAGAUACCAAUCCCAAACCUGAAGACUACCCAGUGAGGCAGGGUAGUCCGCUGAAGAAUCUCGAAAGGCCUCAGGCUCAUUCGGUUUCUGGUCUAACUGCAGUUUUACAUCAGUUGGGUUACUCUCAAAUGGAGGCUGCUACGGAAGUUGACGAGAUUUCACCUUUGCUUGUUCAGCUUAGUGGAGAUGCCAGACCAUUUGUGAAAAUCCAGCUGAUGGGGAUUGAGUUGAUCGGAUUAUUGGACAGCGGAGCAGCCAGAACUGUGUUGGGAUUUGGUGCGAAAAAAUUAAUAAAAUCUUUGGAUCUCAAUUUGUUACCGACGUCUGUUAAUUUGCAGACGGCAUCUGGUGAUAGUUUGGAAGUAGUUGGAUGUGCUGAUGUACCUAUUACAUUUAACGGCUCUACUAGAAUUUUAUCUGUUUUAUUUGCACCAAAACUGCAACGUAGGUGUGUGCUGGGGUAUGACUUUUGGUUGAAAUUCGGAAUAAGUCCAAAUAUUCCGAACCAACCAUUGGACAUACUUGAUGACGAGAUUCCCAGUGAAACGGACCAGGAGGAGAAGUUGACCUCGGAGCAAAUACAGCAGCUUGAAGAGGUCAAGAAACUCUUCAUAGUUGCGGCGCCUGGGAAGCUUACAAAAACCCACGUCAUUGAACAUGUCAUUGAUCUAAAAGAUGAAUGCAAAAAUCUAGACCCAGUUAGAAAAAAUCCUUACCCCUGGAGCCCACAUAUCCACGCAAAGGUUCAGCGAGCUCUAGACAACUUGAUUCGAGAUGAUAUUGUGGAACCAUCGGAAUCCGAUUGGGCAUUGCCUAUCAUUCCGGUGGCGAAACGAGAUACAUCUGAAGUCCGGUUGUGCCUAGAUGCUCGCAAAUUGAACGAACGUUCCAAACGUGAUGCGUAUCCUUUACCACACCAAGACCGGAUCUUAAGUCAUCUGGGACCGGUGAGGUUUCUAACCACCAUCGAUCUAUCACAAGCGUUUCUGCAAAUUCCCUUGAAUCCUAAGUCACGGAAGUAUACUGCAUUCUCGGUUCCCGGCCGGGGGUUAUUUCAAUACAAAUCCUGUCCUAUGGGGCUGGUUGGGAGUCCGGCUACGCUUAGCAAAUGUAUGGACCGUGUGCUAGGUCAUGGUGCGUUAGAACCAGCAAUAUUUGUCUACUUAGACGAUAUUGUCGUAGCCACACUGACGUUCGAGGAUCACAUCGCGAAACUGAAGGAAUUGGCGAAGCGUUUGGGGGAAGCCAACCUUUCAAUUAACCUUCAAAAGUCGAAAUUCUGCUGCCAAGAGUUACCGUAUCUCGGAUACAUUCUUUCAAAGGACGGUUUGAGACCUAAUCCUGAUCGCAUUCAGGCGAUCAUCGGAUAUCAGGUACCCAAAUCAGUCAGACAGCUAAGACGAUUCCUCGGUAUGGUGAAUUACUACCGUAGGUUCAUCGAAAACUUUAGCAGUAUAGUUGCACCCCUCACUGACUUGCUCAAAAACAAGCCAAAGAGGGUGCAGUGGAACCAGGCAGCAGAAUUAUCCUUCCAAGCCAUAAAGGAACGGCUUAUUUCGGCUCCGGUUAUGGCUAACCCCAACUUCGCCUUUCCUUUUGUGAUCCAAACGGACGCCAGUGAUAACGCGAUAGCCGGUGUCCUCACUCAAACGCAUGAUGGAGAGGAGAAGGUCAUAGCGUUCUUCUCUGAGAAGUUGAAAGGGGCUGAAUUGCGAUACCACGCUGCUGAGAAGGAAGGUUUGGCUGCACUUCGCAGCAUAGAAAAGUUUAGGGGAUACGUAGAGGGAUCUAAAUUCACCUUAGUGACUGAUUCGGCUGCUCUAACUUUUAUUAUGCGAGCAAAGUGGCGAUCAUCCUCCCGUCUUAGUAGAUGGAGCAUCACUUUACAGCAAUUCGACAUGGACAUCCGGCAUCGGAAGGGGAAAGACAAUAUAGUACCCGAUGCGUUAUCCCGUUCAAUCGAGACUCUGGACGCUAAGUCUGAGGACGGGUGGUUCAGUAAACUCUUAUCGGCCGUUAAGGCCGAUCCGGAGAAGUAUGUGGACUUCAGAAUCGUGGAUGGGAAUUUGUUCAAAUUUGUGGCAUCUAAGGCGGACACAAUGGACUACAGGUUCGAAUGGAAACAUUGUGUUCCGGCUUCCGCGCGAAGUGAAAUCUUACAUCAAGAACACAAUCAGAAUUUACACAUCGGGUUCGACAAGUGCAUUGAAAAAAUAAAACGGCGAUAUUACUGGCCUCGCAUGAGUAGCGAUAUAAAAAAAUAUAUCGCGAAGUGCGAAAUUUGCCGCAUUGGUGCACCGACGGAAGCCAUCUUGUUCCGAGGAGAAGGUAGCCUGGAACGUCCUGUCGGGGUUCCCACGACGGAAGCCCCCUUGUGCUGGAACGCAACCCCUCCAGGAACAACUAUCGAGGUCGCCAUCAGUCCUCGAGGUUUCGUCAGCAGCAGUAAGGGCAAGGUCCCUAACAGGUUAGCUUUAGUUAAGGAAGUGGGGGGCAAGCAGUGUAAAGUCUGA